This is a messenger RNA of Lathyrus oleraceus (garden pea), 693 nucleotides long. RefSeq names its product protein MAIN-LIKE 1-like. Gene Ontology annotation, biological process: meristem development; meristem maintenance. The transcript is spliced from 2 exons. Bases 1 to 693 code for a protein of 230 amino acids. The record is from RefSeq and is a predicted model, not a curated record. NCBI's taxonomy places the organism in Eukaryota, Viridiplantae, Streptophyta, Magnoliopsida, Fabales, Fabaceae.
AUGGACAGUUGGGUUUCUAGAUCUGGGUUAUAUUCACUCCAAAGAACUAGUUUGACGAAGAUAGACACAAACUUUGUAUCCGUAUUUGUGGAGAGAUGGAAUCUAGAGACGUCUUCAUUUCAUAUGUCAUUUGGUGAGAUGAGCAUUACUUUGGAUGACGUCUCUUGUCUGCUUCACUUGCCCAUCAGGGGUGUGUUAUGGAGUCCUCAAGAUGUCACUGAAGAAGUUGUUGUUGAACUUGUUAUUGACUACUUAGGAGUGUCACAGAGUGAGGCACAGGGACAUGUUCGUAGCUGCAUGAGUUCUUAUUAUAAAUUGGAGUUGUUAUACGAUUUAUUCGUACAUCAUAAAGCUGCUUCUAGAUGGACAUAUACGACUAAAGCAUAUUUGUUGAUGUUGGUGGGUUCCAUAAUUUUUGCCGACAAGACUUUUACACUUGUCGAGGCACGAUAUCUCUUACUGAUUACGAAUUUAGAUAGAUGUUCGGGAUACAGUUGGGGAGCAGCUGCAUUGUUUCCAACUGUUGGAAAAAGAGGAGAGAAUUGGAAACCAGUUGAUAAUUAUGGUCUUCCUCGAGGGAUGAGAUGGUCAUAUAAGCAAGGAGUCUUGAAGGUGGAUGACUUGCGAACUAUUUUGGACGAGCUGACACCUAUCAACAUCAUAUGGCAUCCAUUUGAGGAUCAUAGAGGAUGA